Molecule: messenger RNA, 561 nt
Organism: Fonsecaea nubica
Lineage: Eukaryota; Fungi; Ascomycota; Eurotiomycetes; Chaetothyriales; Herpotrichiellaceae
Exons: 1
Coding region: 1-561 (186 amino acids)
Biological process (GO): mitochondrial translation
Cellular component (GO): ribosome; mitochondrial large ribosomal subunit
Molecular function (GO): structural constituent of ribosome; rRNA binding
Source: RefSeq, a predicted model, not a curated record
AUGCCGACGGGCGGUUCAAUGCGUGGGACGACCGUUGUUUGGGGCGACUAUGGCUUGCGCAUGAAAGAUCACGACCGCCGAGUCUCGGCGAAACAACUCAAAAACGCUGAGGAUACCAUCAACAGACGGCUACGGGGUGAGCGCUUUAGACUAUACAAGCGGGUAAGCGCAAAUAUCGGUGUGUACACGAAAGGCAGCGACGUGCGCAUGGGUAAAGGAAAAGGUAAAUUCGACUACUGGGCUGCGCGUAUCCCGGUCAGCAGGGUGGUGUUCGAGAUCAAGAGCAAUCUCCACGAACAGGUCGUAAGAGAUGCUUUUCGGCUGGCGGGAAACAAACUACCUGGGCUGUGGGAGUUUGUCAAGAAGGGGGAUCCUCCCAUGGUUGGUAUCACAAAGCUGGGCAACGGAGUGACACUGGAAAAGCUCAAGGAAGCCCGGAGAGAGGUGGAACCCAAGGACAAGGAAAGCCCACAAGCCAUUGUAUCAGGGAUGAAAGUGCCGCCUCAGACGAUCGCGACUCAGCUAGAUCCGCCGCCAACGACAGUCCCCAUUUCGUCGUGA